GACAGGGACGCAAGGGACAGACAACAGGAAAACACAGGGGACAGAGGAAGAGGCGCACAAUGAGAGAAGAAAACCAUUCCAGCUCAUGUUUGUAGUGCACUAAAUGAACAACUGUGAGAACUUCUUCACGUUGAAGAAGUUUCAGCUGCACGCCAAGGGAACAGAAAUUUCAGUCAGUAUUAGCUGUUUGUUUCCAAAAAAAAAAAAAAAAAAACUUCAUAGGAUCUAGUUCUCUAGAUGGGACAGUAAGAACACCAAGUUGUCGUUCGGUUUCUUUAGGCUUUGCAGACACAAGGACGUCUCUUGAAACGCUGUUGGAGGAGUUUUCGACAUGAGCUCGGACAACUCCACUGUGCUCGGGAGUGUGCUCUGGGGCCAUCCCGUCUGCGAUGGCUGGAGCAACAACACAGAGGGAGCCAUCUACCAUUUGGGCAACACCAUUCUGUUCUUGGGCUACAUGGGAGGCAGCGGGGCGUACGGAUGCUUGUUCAUCUUCGGCUUCCUGGCUCCCUCCUUCCUGUGCCUGAGCCUGUGGGGCUGGAUGACCGUGUGCGGCCUGGACGUCUUCACCUGGAACCUGCUCCUGCUGCUGCUCUGCCUGGCCCAGAUCUGCCACCUCUUGUAUCGGCUGCGCCAGGAGGGCCUGCCCAGCGAGGAGCUGACCACCCUCUACCAGGCGGUCUACCUUCCCCUCGGGGUGCCCAUCCAAGUGUUCAAGGAGAUUGCAGGCGCCUUUGAGAACAGGGUGGUGGAGCUGAGGGCGGGGGAGACGUACGCGGUGGAGGGCAAGACGCCCAUUGAUCAGCUCUCCUUUCUGCUGUCUGGGAGGAUCAAUGUGUCUUUGGAGGGCCAGUUCCUGCACUACAUCCACCGCCAUCAGUUCAUGGACUCUCCAGAGUGGGAGUCUCUCAGGCCAAAUGAGGAGGGAAAGUUCCAGGUGACCCUGACGGCAGAGGAGGACUCACGUUACAUCUCAUGGCGCCGCCGCCGCCUCUACAUGCUGCUGUCGAAGGAGCGUUACAUCGCCCGCCUCUUCUCUGUCAUGCUGGGCUUCGACAUCGCCGAGAAACUCUACGCCCUCAAUGACAAGCUCUACAUCAAGAGCGGGGUGCACUUGGACAUCCGCCUGCCCAGCCUCUACCACGUGCUGGCCCCUUCGUCCCAGGGCAGUGAGGGUGGUAGUGGCAGUGGUAGUGGCCAUGCUAAGGAGCAGGAUGUCCCAGGAGAGCAAGAAAAUCAGCAGCGGGGGUCAUCAGGUGAGGACCGGAAGUCAGAGCCUGCCCAGCCUCAGUCUCUCCCACCCUACCAGCAGGGACCAAGGAAGAUGCCCCCGGCUGAGACCCGGGCACCCGAGCAUGACCCCUAUCAGCACCGCUGGGAUGCAGAGCCACCCGCUGGUGAGGACUCUACCAGCCUGGUCCUGGAGGACUUUACUGAUGUGGCGGGCUCCUUAAUGGAUUAUGGGAGUGAGAGGGAUUAUUUGAGGUAGAGGGGCAUGGUGCUGGAGCUAACACACUGGGUCACCACUUAAGCUACAUGAGGUGACACUGAUGGAAAUCUACCACCUCGAUUCCAGAGGGGCAGAGCUCCGCUGGCUCCGACAGACACCCCCAAGCUGUGAGAAUGGUCUCUCCUGGAAAUACAUACCAGACGCACUUCUUUGGUUUGGAAUUCAUCUACAGCUGGUCCCCUUCAUUUACAGCCCCACUUUGGCACGUCCUCCACCGCAAUCCUCCCCGUUCACCGCGGACACACAGAGUUAAGCUCACACAGUCAGACUUAAGGAACGGGUGCAUGUGCAGUUGUAGAUUUCCAUCAGUGUCAAGUCCUCUGAACAAUGUCGAUUACUUUGUUCUCUCUUUUUAUUACAGUUUGACCAAUGUGGGUUUUUGAAGGCUGACUACUUUAGAUGCAAAUUAUGGUAUUUUUUUGUGCCAAUAUUCAACAUGUUUAAAUCUGACUAGUUUUAUGUUUAAAAAUUACAAGGACCCGGUAAUCCAAAUUUUUAUUCCUUUCAGAGUGGAAAAACCUCUGAAACAGCUUUUAGACCAUUGCAGGACACAAAAACUGCCUGAGGUGACAUUAUACAAAAGGCUUUUUAGUCUGUUUGUAUGAAGCUGCUGUCAGAGGGGAAUCUGACUGUGUGAUAGGAGAUAAUGUUCAUUUUUAAAGGGGGAUCCUGAGUUACUGAAACAUUUGUAUUUUGUUUUUUAUCACACCCAUAUUUGAUAUUGGAACAUUAAUUGUACUGUUUGGAAUCGAUUUCACAUGAUGUUUAUUUCACCUUUCUCUAUUCAAAAACUUGGCACUAGGAUGAUAUGACAGUCUAUUUGCCUGUAUCACUCCACAGCAUCAACACGUCACAUUAUACAAACUGAUAAUGAGUGUACAGCUACAUAAAACGGGGCUGAGGACUGUUACUCACUACUCAAUCCUCACAACCUGUAAAAUAUUAAUUUUCCGUGUUUUUGCAGACUUUCCAGAGUUGGCACAAGCCUGCAAGUUGGCAGCAUAGCUUUCCUCCAUUCACUUUCAUGUUUUGUAUGGGCAUGUGUAUUUUGUUUGCGUAUGUGAAUUCAUCACAGUUUGCCAUAGUUGAGGGUAAGAAACUUUUGCCACCUGCUAGGAAAUUAGCUUAAUGUCAUGCUGUGUUUCAGAGCAUGAUCCUAAUUCAGCAGGUGCACCAUCUCUCACUUCUGAAUUGUCUAUAUACUCGGUAUACUUGUGCACAAAUUUUUUUUUAACUAAAUGAGCAGUUAAUAUACACCUGUAUACUGUGAAUUGUGUGCUUAGGUUUUGUUAAUUUCCAAAAAAGGGACUACAAUGUAGAAAACAAUGUAUUUAAACAUGUAUUUUCAUGGG
Myripristis murdjan (pinecone soldierfish) is the source of this 2862-nucleotide messenger RNA. RefSeq names its product popeye domain cAMP effector 2 (gene popdc2). NCBI's taxonomy places the organism in Eukaryota, Metazoa, Chordata, Actinopteri, Holocentriformes, Holocentridae. The coding region runs from base 332 to 1489 and encodes 385 amino acids. Gene Ontology annotation, biological process: regulation of membrane potential; skeletal muscle tissue development; heart development. The record is from RefSeq and is a predicted model, not a curated record. The transcript is spliced from 4 exons. Gene Ontology annotation, cellular component: sarcolemma. Gene Ontology annotation, molecular function: cAMP binding.